CCUUAAAAAUUUACAAAAGAAUUCGAAAAUGACUCAAACCAAAGGGCAUAUAACACGCCUACAAUAUCCACCAUCCGUUAGCGGCAAAAACUUUCAUUCUGAAAAUAGAAAAAUGUCAGUCGCGUCCGUCCAAUAUUAUAGUGUAUGAAAAUUUAGUUUUUUGCCUUUUUGCUUAGUCUUUCUUAGGAUAACGGUAAUCAGUAUAAUUAAGUGCGUCACGACGAAAUGCAAUUUUUUUACCUGUUGUCUUUUUUUUUUUUUUCUAUUACAAAUAUUACGUUUAAUUACAUCUGUUACAAGAACAUAAGCACUAAUCAAAUAGUAGAAAUGAAAGGAGCGCAGGGUGUAAGCAAAAUGCGCCUUAGCUUUGAUUGCUUUUUUAACAGUACGAAUUAAAUACGUAUUCAUUUCUUUCAAUGUAUUCAGCUUCAAUCCGGUAUUCAAUUCUUCAGUUCAAUUUUAACGGAAGCCGCCAGAGUUGCCCAGCUCAAAGGAAUGGUAACGACAAUGCGAUAAUUGGACAAUAUAAUAACUUUAUUACCCUAUUAAUCUGAAAUGAAUUCCAAGAGUGAAUUGAGUCAACUCUUAUCAUUGUAAAAGGUGACUUAACAAACGACGGUAACUUUUUUUUAUAUUUUCUGACAAACAAAACAAUUGUAUUUUCGUGAAAAUCGAUUUCAAAAUAUAUACAUAUAUAUAAAAAAAAAAAAAGGUAUUAAAAUGUCAUGUUUCGGCUGUAGUCGUAAAUAUGGUCUCUUCUGUCGGGAGUAUGGCUGCCCAAAUUGCGGUUAUUCGUACUGUAGAAAGUGCCUGAAAAGACCAGUGGCAGUGCCGCGUCAUAACAACAAAACGCUGAAUGUGUGCUUGAUAUGCUUUGAUAAAUUAUCCAAAAUUCAGACAUCGGAAAAAGUGAUUGAUGUCGAAGCGUUGCCUGGUACACUGGUAUCGAUAUCAGGCAAAGCUGAAGGCAACGAAAAUACGUUAAAUGCUGAUAUCAAUGCAUUAUUGAAAUUGGAGCCAUCCGCUGUUUUAAUUGGCGAUGUUCUUGAACCAGUUUCAGCAGGCAAAGCAAAAGCCGCCGCUGAUCAUUCAGAUAUUAAUGAAAAUUUGGAUAGUCAGAUAACGAAACGUCUAAAAAAUUUAAAAUCAACUGAACAAGUUAUUACAGAUGAUGAGUUACGUACUCGUUUAGCUAAUUUAAAUGGCUUACCUCAGAAGGAUUAUUCGAAAAAGGAUUUACUAUUAAACACUGAUCAGCGUACUGAUCAAGAAAAGAUGAAUGAUUUAUUGAAAGAAUUUAUGAGUGAAGUGGAACUGAACGAACGUUUGGAAACGGAACGCGGCGAAGCUGUUAGUGAUAUAGAAAAACGUUUAAGAGCGUUAAGAGAUACCCCAGUAGAUGAUCGCCCCUCUAAAAAUUCAGCAACUUCACCUGAAAGCAAUACGCCAAGCGAUAAUGAACAAGAUGAGGAAGCAAUGCUGAAAAUAAUUAUAGAAAAGUAUUUGGCCGAAUCGCACUUACCUGCCGCAUCUUCUGACUUAGAAGCCGAAUUAAAUGCUGAAAUACCCAAGCCUCCAAAGGAUAGCGUGGACACUGAAGAAUUGCCUUGGUGCAAUAUCUGCAACGAAGACGCUGUAUAUCGUUGCAAAGAUUGCGAUAAUGAAUUAUUUUGCGCUCAUUGCUUCCGCGACUGCCACGAAGACGACGAAGAAUACCGAAAUCAUGUCAAAGAAAAUUUCAGUGCUCCUCCUAAAUUUAAAGAAAACCACUUUUAGUUGCUGUUAUUUCAUUUCAUUUUUUUUUUCUUUUUUUUUUAUCGUUAGAUAUUUUUUUAUAUAGUUUUAAGGCAUACUUUUAACAAAAUCUUAAACUAUGUAAACGAACAAAGAGUUGGGCUUAUGCAAUAUAGUAGUAAAAAAAAUAUAUUUAAAAAUUGAAAAACCA
Molecule: messenger RNA, 1945 nt
Organism: Glossina fuscipes
Lineage: Eukaryota; Metazoa; Arthropoda; Insecta; Diptera; Glossinidae
Product: abscission/NoCut checkpoint regulator
Exons: 3
Coding region: 721-1776 (351 amino acids)
Biological process (GO): mitotic cytokinesis checkpoint signaling; abscission
Cellular component (GO): midbody; centrosome; cleavage furrow
Molecular function (GO): phosphatidylinositol-3-phosphate binding
Source: RefSeq, a predicted model, not a curated record